AUUUCACACUCCUUUUGUUCAGUCGUCCAUCGGACGGUAGCCCCCCUAAAAGCCCGCUCAUGAGGAUAAUUUGAUGACACUCCCUGCCACUGGUGAUUUUUCAUUAUAGCGACUCUCCGGCAGAGACCGCGCCUGCGCUCCUGCUCCCUGCCGAACAAGGCUUCACCAAUCCUGGCUCUGGCUCCAUCCCCGGCUCGGCGUCUCACAGGCCAGUGCUAAUAAGUCUCCUAGCUGUCCAGUAAUGGGGAAGUGAUAGGGAGACGCUGCUGUCUGAAAGCCGAGAGGAAGUUGAGGAGUGAAGGGAAGCUCCGCGCCGGACCGGACAUCUCCACAGAGACACAUCUACAGUUGCUGCUGUUCAGUAGCCUAAAAAAAGCGCAUAGUGAUGGAGAGAAAGCGUCCUGGCAUGCCGUCCGGAGCGAGGAUGCCCCACCAGGGAGCUCCAAUGGGCCCCCCCGGCCCACCGUACGGGGGGAGCCCGGCGGUGCGGCCCGGCCUGCCCUCCCCGGUGAUGGAGCCCAGUCGUAAGAGGCCUGCCCCCUCCCAGCAGGUCCAGCAGCAGCAGCAGCAGCAGCAACAGCAGCAGCAGCAGCAGGCCGUCCAGAACCGGACCAGAAAGAAGCCAGUCGGAUUCCCCGGAGCCAAUGAGAUGCCGACGAGGCAGAUGGACAUGAGAGAGCCCCAAUCAGAUCCCACGCUCGGAUCAAAUGCUAAGAGAAGGAAAAUGGCAGACAAGAUUCUUCCGCAAAGGAUCCGUGAGCUGGUCCCCGAGUCUCAGGCCUAUAUGGAUCUGCUGGCGUUUGAGCGCAAACUGGACCAGACCAUCAUGCGCAAACGUGUGGACAUCCAGGAAGCACUGAAGAGACCAAUGAAGCAGCAAAAGCGUAAACUGAGACUUUACAUAUCCAACACCUUCAACCCUGCCAGACCUGACGCUGAUGACUCAGAUGGCAGCAUUGCAUCGUGGGAACUGCGAGUUGAGGGGAAGUUGCUGGAUGACCCGGGGAAGCAGAAGAAGAAGUUCUCUUCGUUCUUUAAGAGCCUGGUGAUCGAGCUGGACAAAGACCUCUACGGCCCAGACAACCACCUGGUUGAGUGGCACCGCACGCCCACCACCCAGGAGACAGACGGCUUCCAGGUGAAAAGGCCGGGAGACGUGAGCGUGCGCUGCACUCUGCUGCUGAUGCUGGACUACCAGCCUCCCCAGUUUAAGCUGGACCCUCGCCUGGCUCGCCUGCUUGGCAUUCACACUCAGACCCGCUCCUGCAUCAUCCAGGCCCUCUGGCAGUACGUCAAGACCAACAAGCUGCAGGACUCCCAUGACAAGGAGUACAUCAACUGUGACAAGUACUUCCAGCAGAUUUUUGACUGCCCUCGGCUGAAGUUCUCUGAGAUCCCUCAGCGCCUCACCAACCUCCUCUUGCCCCCUGACCCCAUCGUCAUCAACCAUGUUAUCAGCGUGGAUCCCAACGACCAGAAGAAGACGGCCUGCUACGACAUUGACGUGGAGGUGGAAGACCCCCUGAAGAGCCAGAUGAGCAGCUUCCUCCUCUCCACCGCCAACCAGCAGGAAAUCGCCUCGCUCGACAACAAGAUCCAUGAGACCAUCGAGUCCAUCAACCAGCUGAAGAUCCAGAGGGACUUCAUGCUCAGUUUCUCCAGAGAUCCCAAGGGCUACAUCCAGGACUGGCUCAAAUCCCAGAGCCGAGACCUUAAGUUAAUGACAGACGUGGUGGGGAACCCUGAAGAGGAGAGGAGGGCAGCGUUUUACCACGAGCCCUGGUCCCAGGAGGCGGUCAGCCGCUAUUUCUACUGCAAAAUCCAGCAGAGGAGACAGGAGCUGGAACAGGCCUUAGCUGUGCGCAACACCUAAACCAAGGCCCUCCUGAAUCUCUGCAUCUGAUUUCAGAGCUGUGUGUGUGUGUGUGUUUGGAUGUGUUUGAGACCAUUGCUGCAGUCUGGUGAAACCUCAUAACUCUAAAAAUGUCAGCAAUUUCAAAAAAAAAACAGCCUUUGUCUUAGUGAUGACGAAGCAAUUUUUCCAAUGUUUUAAAAUUAGAGGAGGUUUUUCCUCACGACAGCAGCGAUGUGCUUGUAUGGAAGCCCAGAUCUCAAUGCACAUAUGCGUCCACUGCGUAUUUGUUCCGUUUUGUGCAGGACUGUGAGGACAUCAUCAUUAACCGCAUAUAUUCACCCCCAGAGGUCAAGCCCUCAGACCACAGGCAUCCUCAGACUCACUGCCUAAUAAAGACAACUUCCUCUUCAUCCUCUACUCUCUGCUUUGUAAAUUUGUCACAAAUACAUCAAGAUAAACUCUGAGCCGGCUGCACACACGCCGCUGUGUUUUUGGAUUCUCAUCUAAAAGUGUUUGAGGCUGUGUCCGACAGAAAUGUAAGCCGCUGUAAGUCGAUCCUCACAGCGCUCUGGAUGAGUCUUCAUAUUUUACGUUUUACAACUCUUUUUGAAACUGUUUAUUUUUUGGGGUGCGAUUGUAAGUGUGACUGUGUUUUCAUUUGUUCUCAUUAGGAGAAAGAUUGAUUAAUUACACCAGCAAAGCCGAGAUUACAGUGUGACACAUCGGGUUGCAGGGAGUCAAUGUUAUCUUUAAACCUGAGGUGUGGAUUUCAUUCAUUUUCAGGUUUGAGUGAAUUAAUUGGAAAAACCUCCAAUGUGUCUCAUUUUAGUCUCAUUCGCCAGUAAACAAACUUGUUUUCUUUUUACACUAAUUCCUACAACAGUAUUAGUUAACUGAACUAAAGUAUUAUCACAUUAACAGCUCCGUGUCUGUUUAUAGCAAGAAUAGUGUUUUAAUGAAGGAGAAACGAGUAUUGCUCAUCAUAAUAAUUGCUUUUUUCUUCCCUUAAUCAUAGCAAAAUGAUAAAUAUACCUGUACAUGUUGGGACUCAGCCUCUUCCUUGUAUAGUAUAUUGCCAGUUAGUCCUGAAGGUGUUACCAAAGGUUGCAACAAGAAGAAGAGAACAUGAUCACUGAAAUAUAAGUGGGGGAAAACAUCCUCACCUGGGUUUAACAGAAAUUGGAAAAAUGUCCUUGUCUUAACAAAUCUGAACAAUUUGGGUAGUUUCAGAGAUAACUUACUCCCAAAUGUUUGUAUUUUGUAGCCAAUUAGACCUCAAGUUUGUAAACAAACCCUAAAACUGUUAUUGCAGUGAACACUUAAGCCCAGGUCUGGAGAAUGUUGUCCAUUUCUACACUUUGUAUGUUACAUGAAGAAGAAAAAUGAAUUCUUUUCUAGAGAUGUGAAUGUAAAUAUGUUUUUUUUUUUCUCCCUUAACAGGGCCACCUGUACAGUAUACGACAGUCUAUCUGUGUGUGUUUGUUUUUUUUUGGGGGGGGGGUUACAUGGUGCAGUAUGUGAGCUUCAUGAGUUUUGAAUUAGUAGGGCAGGAAUGUUAGUGUUCCUCUGUGUACUAUGUUGGGUUGGGGUGGUUUAUUUUAGGUCCAUCCCGUAACUAUCGUGGGAGCUAGAAGCUGCAACAAAGAAAGAUCUCCCUCACUUUCAAUCUCAGUCACUGUAACACACGAUAUAAUCUGCACCAAUCUCAUUUUACACUUUUUUUUUUUUUAAAUGACACUUGACUUGUAUGUAUAUGUUGUAAUGUCAGAUGGAGGCUUUUUUCUUCUUCUCAGCAGUCAGUUUCUAGCUGGAACCUUUUUCUGGGUUUCUUUGCACUGUGCUGUAAUUCUUUGUCGGGACCCUCUUCGUCAUGGGUGAGACCCUCUGUUAUUAUCCCAGCAUACACAAGAAGUGACUGGAUGAUUUCACGAUGACCUAUGCAUGCUCCAUGGACAUUAAUUAAUACAUCUGAUGAGACCGUAUGUGUAAAUAUAAAGAGCUGGCAUAGCAGUCUGUGUGACAAGCAACAGACUUGUUAAAAUGCCUUCUGGAAACUUUUUUGCCAAAAAUGAUAAGCCCUACCAGCAACUAACUGUAGGUGUGAUUUUUCUGAACUGUGUUUUUGUUACUAAGUUAUAUUAACUGCACUCAUUAGAGGAGAAACAGUAGUCAUUGGUAGUAUCUUAGUCCUGUGUCUGACCUGGAGUGAUUUGUCUUUGUAUGGCCGGGGCAUUCACAUUGUUGUCAUACAGUCACUGAUUCACUAGCACCCUCUUGUGGAGGAAACUAGAAGCUGCAACUCCUGGGUGACCUCAGCUUUGAGCACCACAGUAUCAGAAUAUCUGACAAAAUGUAAACAGACUACUGUGUCUCCUGUUACUAAACAUACUGUUGACAUGUUUGUCCCACCCACCUGCAUGUGUUUUAAAGAGUGGGAACUGCUCGUUCUCUCUGUUUACACUGUUGUCAGUGCGUCACCAACAGGGAGGUAAUAGUAUACAUAAUACUGUAUAUCUGUAAAGAGCAAACUCGUUUGGUGAUUUCAUUCUACAAAAAAGGGAAAACAGCUGUGACAUUUGUGAGACAGCCUGGAUGUAAAUAAAGAAGCGCUUGCCAAAGUUUGUAAAUGCUA
Messenger RNA from Siniperca chuatsi (mandarin fish), 4487 nucleotides. It is a transcript of the gene smarcd3b, whose product is annotated as SWI/SNF related, matrix associated, actin dependent regulator of chromatin, subfamily d, member 3b. The transcript is spliced from 14 exons. The record is from RefSeq and is a predicted model, not a curated record. Gene Ontology annotation, cellular component: SWI/SNF complex; nucleus. Lineage: Eukaryota; Metazoa; Chordata; Actinopteri; Centrarchiformes; Sinipercidae. Gene Ontology annotation, biological process: regulation of transcription by RNA polymerase II. The coding region runs from base 386 to 1873 and encodes 495 amino acids.